AUGUCAACGAUGAAAGCAAUGAUGAGUGGGCUUAGUGGGGAAAACUCCGAUAAUCUUGACCACUUCAAGGACACCGCACCUCUCUGUUCUCCGGACUUGGAUACCAGCAGUGACAUCCUUCUUUUCAACAACAUUCUCCUCUAUCGCGAUAUGCUAUUUUACUGGGAAUUUAGGUCGAGUAUCAAGGACAGCGAUAUCGGACGAACCUUUGAGGUAAUCAAGCGCCCUUUAUCCCAGUGGCUUCGAGUGUGGUUUUUUGGAGCCAGUGCUACCAAUUAUGGUCAAGAGUUGCUGCAUCAAGCCCUUGAUCUCUGGUUCCACUUCACCGAAAAAAUGAAGAAUGCAGUUUUUAACAAUUAUGUCAUUAGCCCAUCUGGGAGGGGCGAUGGUUGCAGACGAGACCUGCUUCAAGAGCACAGCAACUUCUGGCUCAAGCAGGUUUUUAAUGGACACUUGGCCAAGUUCGAUUCCAGCUUCUUGCGGCGCUUAAAAGCAGAUAUUGCAGUGGACAUCAACUUCCUUGGCCAUUCAUAUCUUACGCAGCGCCACCAUAUCUACCAGCCUGGCCAAGUUCAGUCUUUCUUGGCAGUGGACAGUAUUGAGCGAGGAUCUGCCAAGCUUGAAGAGGGGGCAUUACAGAAGUUUCUCGAUAAGCACUUCUAUCAAAAAUAA
Molecule: messenger RNA, 672 nt
Organism: Cantharellus anzutake
Lineage: Eukaryota; Fungi; Basidiomycota; Agaricomycetes; Cantharellales; Hydnaceae
Exons: 4
Coding region: 1-672 (223 amino acids)
Source: RefSeq, a predicted model, not a curated record